This is a messenger RNA of Peromyscus eremicus (cactus mouse), 1492 nucleotides long. It is a transcript of the gene Eaf1, whose product is annotated as ELL associated factor 1. Gene Ontology annotation, molecular function: transcription elongation factor activity. The coding region runs from base 133 to 1206 and encodes 357 amino acids. The transcript has 6 exons. The record is from RefSeq and is a predicted model, not a curated record. Gene Ontology annotation, cellular component: super elongation complex. Gene Ontology annotation, biological process: regulation of transcription elongation by RNA polymerase II; positive regulation of DNA-templated transcription. Lineage: Eukaryota; Metazoa; Chordata; Mammalia; Rodentia; Cricetidae.
GGUCAGGGCGCACUCACCUGUCGGUCAAGCUCUCAGGGGUAGAAUCUUCCAACUGAGGUGUAAACCUCCUGAGACUAAACCAGAUAUUGCCCAGAACUGUCCAGAGAGGUUCCCUCGAGGAAUUCUCCCUCCAUGGCACUUCCCCCGCUAUUUCCGCUGGGAAACCGGAAGUCCCUCCCCAAUGCCGGAAGCGCAGAGGCCUUACUUCCUCAGAGUCUUUCUAGACGCAGUGGAGACUGGUUUCCGGCCCCGGGUGGGCGCGGACUUGGCUCGGUGCGCGCUCCGGAGCUGUGUCCCGGGAGCGCGGUCCUGCGGGCCGCUUGCGCGGGGAUCCGGGGCUGCGGCCGCGCCAGGAGAGCGCCGAUCUGGGUGCCAGGCAGGUGCAAGGCCAUGAACGGCACGGCGAACCCGCUGCUGGAUCGAGAGGAACACUGCCUGAGGCUGGGGGAGAGCUUCGAGAAGCGGCCGCGGACCUCCUUCCACACCAUUCGCUAUGAUUUUAAGCCAGCAUCGAUAGAUACCUCCUGUGAAGGAGAGCUCCAGGUUGGCAAAGGAGAUGAAGUCACAAUUACACUGCCACAUAUCCCUGGGUCCACACCACCAAUGACCGUGUUCAAAGGGAACAAACGGCCUUAUCAGAAAGACUGUGUGCUCAUUAUCAAUCAUGACACUGGAGAGUAUGUGCUGGAGAAGCUCAGCAGCAGCAUUCAGGUCAAGAAGACGAGAGCUGAGGGGAGCAGUAAAAUCCAAGCCCGAAUGGAACAGCAGCCUACUCGUCCCCCACAGCCAUCACAGCCACCCCCUCCUCCACCACCCAUGCCGUUCCGAGCCCCAACAAAGCCUCCAGCUGGACCCAAAACUUCUCCCUUGAAGGAUAACCCCUCACCUGAGCCCCAGCUGGAUGACAUCAAAAGAGAGCUGAGGGCUGAGGUGGACGUUAUUGAGCAGAUGAGCAGCAGCAGCGGCAGCGGCAGCAGCUCCUCCGACUCGGAGAGCUCCUCGGCCAGUGACGACGAUGACAGCUCCAGCAGCGGGCCGGAGGACAGUGGCCCGGCCUCUCCUCCGCAGCCUUCACACCAGCAGGCCUCCAACAGCAGGCCUGCAGUGGCCAACGGAACCAGCCGGCCCCAAGGAAGCUCUCAGCUCAUGAAUACGCUCAGAAAUGACUUGCAGUUAAGUGAGUCUGGCAGUGACAGUGAUGACUAGCACUGGCUUUUGAAAUCUACUUUCUGGUACGCAGACAUGCUGCAAGACCCAGCUACUUCUGCCGGGACUCUACGCCACAGGAGGAUGUUGCGAAGCAGAGCCUGUAGGAGGAGUUAAGGCCUGGAAGCAUUCAGAUACUCAGUCUUUAACUUGGUGGUGGUGGUGGGUGAUUUUCUCAUGUAAUUCUUGAACAAUCUCUUGUUUCAGAGUUUAAGUAGAUCUAUAGGAGAACUAACGGAAUUCUGUUUCCCUGUGGUUAACAUUAUUAAUGAAAAAUCGAACAAUG